GUCUUGACAUAGAUCCAGAGUUUUGAAGGUAGUUUGAGGAAUUACUGAAAAUGUUGCUGCUUUAAACUUUGCUAAUUUUGACUGCAAAUUUUGUUAUCUUCGAAUCGAAUGUCGAAAAUAUUUAUUGGGUGACUGCUGUGCAGCCUGUGCUAUAGGGGCAAGCAGCAGUUUAUGUUGCUUAUCCUGAAUUUAUUAUUAACUUAUACCAUCCUCUGUGUUUCAGUUUAUACUUGCUGCUUGCAACUUGGAUUUGUACUAAGUACUUUUGAGUUUUGAGUUUUUAUUUCUGUCCCUGUCGAUCUCGCACUCUUAUUAGUUGUUCGUGUAACAUUGGUUACUUCUGGACAAUGUGGAGUUUUGAAUUGGACUCAUCGAUUAUGAAGAAGCAAUGAAAGACUGAUCGUUUUAACUUGUGUAGUUAUUUCUCUGCCUUGCUGAAUUCGUGGAGGUUGUGACUGUUGUACUUGUAACUUGUUGUAUCGUCGAGUUUGUGUCAAGGUUGGAUUUGUUCGAUGCGUUGACGCAAACGGCAGCUUCCCCGCGGAGGACAGGGUACGCGCGAUGCUAGCGGACUGCUGGAGAACUGCAGAAUGAAUCCAGAAAAGCCUCCGAUAGCAUCGGAGUCGACUGUGGAGCCCAGCCACAUCCUGUGCAACGACGGUAUUGCCUAUGUCAACGAGAUUCCCGAGGAGCUCCUCAUUAAGAUAUUCCGGAGAAUCGAUGUCUUCACGCAGAAAAAAUUGCGGCAGGUGUGCAAAAAAUGGAACGGCCUGCUGAAGACGAAGAGCAUCCGCAAGUACGUGAUCCUGGAUUUGUCGGUGUGUCUGACGGACAUUGACUGGCUGUACUACACGGAUGACUGGUGUGCCGCUUUCAUGGGACCCGACACGGAGUACCUAAGCAUUCUGUGCGGAAAUGAUCUGGACAACAUCAGCGACGCUAUACUGCGGCAUUUCUUCUCGGAGGGAUGCCGCUGGGCGGUGUUGCACUGUCCGCAGCUGCGCCGUCUGACCAUUGUCGGCGGAAAGAUCGAUGUGCGCUGUUUCCUGGAGCUGCCGCGGACGGUGCAAUCGGCACGGCUGCUGGAUGUGCUGGUCGGGGAGCAGAUUGAGCCGGGAGUGUACAAUUAUUACAGUGUUAAAGUGGAUAACGAGACGAUCGAUCUGUGGGAUGUACGGAGACGGGAGGAGAACGUGGCGGCCACACUGGAGCGUCAUGCAGCGCCGUUAUUAGCCGAAGAGAUGCAUCGCUUGCAGCAAGAACUACCGGGAUUGACGGGCGAGUUGCAGAUUAGCACAGUCGGACUUCUACAAAGGCGAGAGCCUCGUUUCCAGCAAAUGUACUGCGUGGAUCUGUCACGGGUGGAUCUGGACAAACUGAAAGUAACGACAGUGGGAAUGCUCUACAAAUUAAUUGUGUCGCCGUAAAGUUGUUUAAAUCGUUAUUUGUAAAAUAAUCCAGGGAUGCCUUUGCAUCCUGGAUUAUUGUAUUGAUGCGUAGGUUCUGGUUUAAUUUAAUGUCCGGUGUAAAAUUUUAUUUUGCAAAUUUUAUCUGCGCUGUAGCAUACAUUCUCAGGAAUCUUGUUUUACGUUGAAACUGUACAUAGGUUUUGCAUGUUUUCGUUAUGUGAAUUGGUAUUUAAUGGUUAUCUAUCAUGUCGGUGUUCGAUAGAAAUGAAUGAGUUGAUUUUGCUGUCUGCAGCUUCGAAAAUUGUUUAUAAACUUGUGUAAAUACUAUGUGU
This is a messenger RNA of Paramacrobiotus metropolitanus, 1741 nucleotides long. RefSeq lists its product as uncharacterized. The transcript is spliced from 4 exons. Lineage: Eukaryota; Metazoa; Tardigrada; Eutardigrada; Parachela; Macrobiotidae. Bases 591 to 1427 code for a protein of 278 amino acids. The record is from RefSeq and is a predicted model, not a curated record. Gene Ontology annotation, molecular function: protein binding.